AUGAAACCAACCAUUAUCACUCUCUUCAUUCUCCAUACGUUUCUUUUGUCCGCUACAGUAAACACUCUUCCGUUAUCGUUAGAAAAACGUCAACUCUAUACCGGUCAAGGAACAUACUACAACCCUGGUUUAGGCGCAUGCGGCCAAUACGACGACGACAAUUCCGCCAUCGUAGCUCUGGCUGCGCCAGAUUUCGAUGCGGAAACUCCAAAUGGAAAUCCUAAUCGUAAUCGUCUAUGCAAUAGAUACAUUCGAAUUUACUAUAAUAAUCGAUCGGUUGAAGGGAUGGUACGAGAUAGAUGUCCAGAAUGUAGUUCGGGAGAUGUUGAUAUGUCACCCGCUAUGUUUGAUAAUUUGGCUAAUCGAAAUUUAGGGAGGAUUAGUAUCAGUUGGCAGUUUAUUUAG
This is a messenger RNA of Ambispora gerdemannii, 405 nucleotides long. The record is from the annotation of a GenBank genome assembly. Lineage: Eukaryota; Fungi; Glomeromycota; Glomeromycetes; Archaeosporales; Ambisporaceae.